GCGAGAGAAGAGAUUAGUCGGAGCUGGAUGUUUCAUAACAUUGGGUCGUCCUGGAGGAUCGUGUGAGCGAGCGUUCCAAGCAGUAAGCGCAGUAAUCAGACAGCAGUGUGUGCUAGUGUUGAAAGGUGGUAGCACUGGGUAGAGUGUGUGUUCCGCGUAACAGAUCCCGGUUUGGUGGGAAGGAUUUCUGCGCUUUUUUUUUCCGAGGGUUGAAUUAAAGGUGGAGGAAAGUGUCAGCAAUAUCAUCGAAUGAUUUCGUUGGUUUUUUUUUGUGGUGGAAAGUUGCGUGUGAAUUGGAGCGUGAUUAGGAAUUUUGUGAAAAUUAAUUAAACAGGGUUAAUUGGAGGCUUACGCCCACCUUACUGUGGUUUUUGUGGUGACAGGACGAUUUCCGUAGUCGCGACGAAAGGUGUGUCGUACUAAGUGUGAGUUGGAAGAGUUCUGCGGUUUGGGGGCCCAUUGUGGGUCAUAGGGCAAUUCUUGUCCCGUUGCGAGCGAUGAAAUUUCUGGCUGUAUGAAUGGGCGUGAUUUUUUCCGGAACUGAAGAGUAACCAUAAACAUGCAAAUUUGAAAUCGUGCCGUCGUAGAUGAGAAAGGAUUCGCCACGGAAACGGACGACGGCCAGCACCCUAAACGGUACGGCAUUUCCCCCCUGCUUGAGGAAGAAGUGGGCAGAGCAGAAUAAAAUACCAACCAAACACAGAUAAACCGUCGCAAAGAAAAUGACACUCAUUCUGUCCUGGUUGUUCAUCCUGGCGCUCAUUGUGCCGGAUCUGUCCUCCAGCCUGCUGCACUGUCCCUCGCGGUGUCACUGCGACGACGAGAAGCUGGAUGUGAACUGUGAGGAGGGCCAUCUGGAUGUGGUGCCGAUCGCGCUGAAUCCAUCCAUUCAGCGGUUGGUGAUAAGGAACAACAAAAUUCGCAUCAUUGAUUCGUCGGUACAUUUCUACUCCGAGCUGACGCUGCUCGAUCUGAGCUACAACUAUCUCUUCAGCAUCCCGGAUCGGACCUUCGUGCGGCAAAGUAAGCUGCAGCAGCUGAAUUUGAACCACAACAAAAUCAGUGUCAUCUCCAAUAGGACCUUUGUGGGGCUGGCCGAACUGUUGGUGCUGAAUCUGAGGGGAAAUCUGAUUGACCAGAUCGAACCGAUGACCUUCGCACCGCUGGUGAAGCUUGAGGAGCUCAAUUUGGGUCAGAACCGGAUCGAAAAUUUGGGCCUCUCGGUGGACGGCUUUCUGGGAUUGAUUGAUUUGAAGAUUUUGUACUUGGAUGACAACCGAUUGGAGGUCGUUCCCGCGGAUGAUACAUUCAGACCAGUGGACAAGCUGGCUGAGUUGUACAUCGGCACAAACUCGCUAAGUACGAUAAGAAACGGUGCGUUUGCUGUCUUCUCCGAGUUAACUCUGCUGGACCUGAGAAGCUCACUGCUGAGAAAUGUGAGCGCGGAAACGUUCGCCGGAAUCGAAAACAUCAAGAGUCUUAAUCUGGCGGACAAUCGAUUCGAGAAAGUUCCGUCGCAAGCACUAGCUGUGCUAAGACGCCUGGAGGAACUUUCGAUUGGACAGAACUAUUUCGCGGCCGUUCCGGGGAAUUCAUUCCGGGGGCUGUCGAAUUUGAAACGAUUCGAGCUGAGAGGUUCGUUGUAUCUGAAGCGAAUCGAGCGGGCGGCAUUCCAAACCAACACCAAUCUGGAGAGUGUGGCAAUUGAAUCCAACAAAGCGCUGACCGAGAUCGAAGAGGGCACCUUCUCGGGGCUGCUGUAUCUGAAGCAUUUGAGCCUGCGGAACAACGGAUUCCAGCGGCUGGAUGAGGGCAUGUUUUCCUGGAACAACCUGCGAACGCUGGAUAUUUCGGAUAAUCCGAUAAAUUGUGAUUGCUACUAUUCGAAGCUGCUGCACCGGCUGCAAACGGCCAGCAGGAUUAGCUAUAAUGCCACCGGUUGCCCGCAUCACCUGCCGGAUCAGUGGGAGUGCGAGUACAUAUUGGACAAAAACAAGAAUCUGAUCUCGGUGCUGGUGCUGGCGGUGGCUAUCGUGACGGCGAUUGCACUCACCUUCUACCGCUUCCGGGGCCUGCUGCGGGAGUACGUGCACAAUGGGUGCAAAAACAAGACCCAUGGGGGCGGUGCGGGCCCGGGGGUCGACAUCAACAGUGUGGAUUACGAGAAGGCCAUCACCGAGGAUGAUUACGUGAUUCGACAGAGCAAUUUGUACAACAACCAGGUGCAACCGAUCCUGAACGGCUAUCCGGCUUAUAUGCAGCAGAACAGCGUCUACUACAACAAGCCACUACCGAUUACCGAGUUAUAGUAUUGAAAGCUAGUCGAGUGUGAUGUCAGUGUGUAAAUUAAUUUGAAUGCUAAACUCUGUAUUUACGUAUAUUUUUGCGAAUAUUGCCAACUUGCCGCGCAGCAGUGAUGAUGAUAGUUCGCAACAUCUCUCGACGAACGGACGAAGCGCAUUACCCCCUUUUCUUUUAUAAUAGCUGCUGGAUAAUCCUAUAACUAUCUUUCCUUUUAAAAUUAUUCAAUUGAACCCGACGAGAUAUGGUGAAAAUUAAACCGUAUAACCACGUGCUGCACGUGUGCGGGGAAAAUGGCACCGGGGCGCAAGUGAAAAAGUUUCCCGUUACACGCACCCUUUCCCCCGGAUUCGGUAUUCCUGGAAGCCCUUCAGUAGACGAUUGCUGGAUAAACUCACCUGCCGGAAGGAUGCACACAAACUACAGCUUGAACAGCACAGCAGCCUUUUCCGGAAAAAUAGCGCAAGGUGGUGCACACACACAUACCUACAUGCAUACAUACACACACAGAGAAUGAAAGCGAUAAUAAUUCCAUGGAAAUUAUAGCAAUACUAUUUAAGUUUUAACUGUAAUUGUUAAAGGUUAGUGAAAAUAAGCGGUGAACGCUUCCGACUGCUCGCGUGCUUCUCUCCCGCGCCCGGACAGACUCCCCCUUCCCGUCCGUUCGUUCGUUCGUUCGUUCGGCCGCAGACUUUUCCCAGGUAAUCCCACCACGGAUGCUCGAGGCGGGCGGACGUUUAUUAAUCGGCUGGCGCACGUGUGGACGGGUGUGUUUUUUUACCGCCAACCUUUUUAUGUGGAAAAUCGCGUCCGUUCGUACCUAUGUUUCAUGUGAGAGGUUUUUCCGUCGAGUCUGGGGCCCCGGUUUGCGGUUUGGACUUUCCGUGUUUACCUUUACAGAAUCCUUUUGGCAGGAAGAAGAGCCUCAGCUCGAGGGGUGAUCGUGAGGGGGCGGAGGAAAGCUUGUGUUUUUGACGCGCUUGGAGCAAUUCAGGGUAUUGUGGUGUUGUGUGUUUGGUGAGAAUGAGCAUUUUCCGGCUGCGGAAUAACUUUUGCACGGUGGUGAAGCGCCAAAAGUUGAUUCAACCAUUUUCACAGCCCCGGAAUCGGAAUUGCUGUUUGGAUUGUUGCUGUGAUAAUGUUUCACGCGUGAAAUGCGCACCGCAUGUAAUUUUGCAGGUCAGAGUAUCAUCAGGUUUGAUGGGAUGUAAAAUGGGAUGCGUAAUUUCGGUGUGUUGUCAUAUUCUAAGGACGAAACUUUUCGUUGGAAAAUGUUCGCAUGUCAUUUUAAUUUCAAUUUUGGCUACCAAGGUCGAUUUCAGUCUGUUGCUCCGUUUGGUUUCAUCAGAGUUAUCCACAUCAUAUGUGGUGAUUUAUUUUUCAAAAUAAAACAAAAGCAAAUUAUAAUCAGCUAGUAGUCUUCUGCACCUCGGUCACAGUUUACUCGACAACCUCAACGUCGCUAAAAUGGGUUCGCUCGUGUAGAGAUUUCAUUUUUGGUAACAAAAAAAGUCACAGUAGACG
Messenger RNA from Toxorhynchites rutilus septentrionalis, 3825 nucleotides. Its product is annotated as toll-like receptor 3. The transcript has 2 exons. Bases 723 to 2309 code for a protein of 528 amino acids. Gene Ontology annotation, molecular function: protein binding. The record is from RefSeq and is a predicted model, not a curated record. Lineage: Eukaryota; Metazoa; Arthropoda; Insecta; Diptera; Culicidae. Gene Ontology annotation, cellular component: plasma membrane.